Molecule: messenger RNA, 880 nt
Organism: Frankliniella occidentalis (western flower thrips)
Lineage: Eukaryota; Metazoa; Arthropoda; Insecta; Thysanoptera; Thripidae
Exons: 4
Coding region: 92-721 (209 amino acids)
Source: RefSeq, a predicted model, not a curated record
CCGAUCGUUUAGAAGGCCACCAAGGCCUAUAAAACCAUUCGGUCUCAGCCAAAGACACAUCAGUGACAUAGCUGACUCUCUCAUCGCAGCAAUGGCUUUCAAAACCUUCUUCGCCGCAGUGGCGCUUGCCUGUCUGUGCGUCGCCAUCGCUAGCCCUAGUGGACAGGGGCCAUGCAGUAGGCAGAACAUUUCAAACGUGCAGAAGCAGAUUGAAAUCUGCACGAGGGAUGUUACUUCUGACCGAUUCAACGACCCUGGCGAAGCUUGUGGCAGGGAAGCCGCAUUCCAUCUGAGGGCUGCAACCACCUGCUCGCUGGAUGACAUUCCCGGCCGGCUGCGCGUCUGCCUGAGAUAUAGGGGUGCCAGCGCCCUUAAGUAUGAUGAGGCAGAGGCUUGCGUCCAGCGCGCUCUUGACAUCGUCCCCACCGUUCCCACCCCUAAACCCGCCCCGAGUAAUAAGCUCAGCGCAGCAUGCAGCAGCCGGACGACCGAAAACAUCAACAAACUAAUUGAAAGCUGCACGAAGGACGUUCCUUCUUGGAGAUUCUGGCAACCUGCCGUCUAUUGUGUUAGCGAUAUUACUAACUUCAUCGACAGCGCUGUCACCUGCACACUGGGCGACCUUGUGCAAAAGCUGGGCGACUGCCUCAGUCGUCAGGCCGUCGAGAGCUCAAAACCAAAGGCGUGCCUCGAGCUCGCUUUUGUCAACGGAGCUUUGUAAAAAAACGGUCGCAGAAUAACACAUAUAAAUACAGCAAAUGUUUAAUUGCACGCGGUGGGGUGGUGGGGUUAGUGACAGGGACCUGUUGUUGACCACUGCAUUUUACGACUUAGUAAAUUAUGUCAUUUAUUAACAAUAAAGUUGUGAACGUUUCGCAAA